UCCCGGGUUCUGCGUUCUUUCUCGAUUGUCUCGAGUAUCUCAGCCACGUGCUUAAGCUAUGGAUCGUUAAGAAACUCUGCUCCUCCUUUCUUGAUGAAAUUCUACUUGAUAUAGUUCCUUUCAGAAGAAUUUGAACUGUUGGAAAAACUGUUGACAAAAUAAAGAAAAUCUUGAUUAUUUUGCAAAAGAUCACUGAAAUCCUCAUCCAUUUAGAAAAUGUAAGAUUUCUGGAAAACAAAUAGACAAAACCUGAUGAUGAAAUUUCCGAAAGUUGAAUGAAAACUCAGCAAAGUGAAAUUUAUAUACAUGUAGGUGUAAGCUGUAUGAAUCAAUUGAAUUACAUGAAUAUUUUCUACUAUAGUUGAAAACAGUAUAAAAUUUUUUCCUAACAUGAAGAAACUCCUCGACGAAUUCAUCGUUCUGAUGAUUUCACAUCUUUUCGCAUUCCAUUUUUUACUGCAUUUAUCGGAAGGCUUCUCUGACAUAAACGCUGUCUCCUACACAUGGAAGACAAAACCGUGGAGCUCUUGCUUCAGCAGAGUGAGGUGUGGCGAAGGUUACAGGCAACGGAAGAUCGUAUGCCAGGACUCCUUUAACUUCAUGGUGGCAGAGUCGAACUGCGACGAGUCCAAAAAACCACCCAUCAUCGAUCAGUGCUUCAGGGUGUGCGACAAACACAAGGGCAUGCUCAGGUGGCGCAUUGGCGCUUGGUCUUCAUGUAUACCCACAGAGUCUAUGCCGACAACAUCCUGCAUAGGGACUUCCAUAGCAGGGGUGGCUCAUAGAAAAGUUAGUUGUGCUUUUGGAUCCACCCAGAAGACAGUGGACAAUUCGGCUUGCGAGCACUUUUGGGACAAACCUGAGUCAGAAAUGGCAUGUUCUUUGGACUGUCCACAGAACUGCAUUGUGGCCAAAAGAAAUAUUUCCUGCACAUCUUCAAACUGUCCAGCUAGUACUAGUUUGAACAAAGUGGUAAUGGAAGUCGUCGUUGCUCCAACAGAUAAAGGAAUACCGUGCCCUGAACACCUCGAUGAUCCGGUGUGUCCUUCAGCAUCUUUAUAUGGAGAAUGCAACGAUACUCAAGUGCAGCGAAAAAAAUACCUGCUUAAAAUCGGUGAAUGGAGUCCCUGCCAGCCCACGGAAGACAAUUAUGUAAAUAGAUUCCAGCCUGACAAAGAAAUUCAAAUUUCCUUAAAACCCAUCAUUGGAGUCAGUCAGAGAAAUAUCACUUGCAUAACGGAUGAAGGGGCUGUCAUGGAUUUAAGCUUCUGCAUCAUAGAAGAGAUUCCUAUCCAGGAGAGGCGGUGUGUGGUACCUGUUGACUGCUCCGUGUCCCCCUGGAGCGAAUGGCGAGUGAAGAGGGAAGGCUGCAUCACUUCCGAUGGAAAGGUCAUUCCGGAGAUUCGAACUCGGAGCCGGCGACUAGUGCAAAUGCCGGUGGGCUCCGGAUCAGAGCCAUGCCCACCUUUGUAUGAAGAGAGGAACGUUUCACAGGAUCUUCCCUCGUGCUACAAAUACCAGUGGCUUCCCUUGGAAUGGAGUUCUUGUGAAGUUCGUUUACAUGGCUUUCACGGUGAAGUGACAAUAAUCCGACCCACUUGUGGAAAUGGUCUCCAGUACAGGAAUCUUACCUGUGUCAGAGCAGUUGAUGUCGUACCCGUGAGUGAUGAGAACUGCAGGGAGCCUCGACCGUCAGCAGUUCAGAGAUGUGAAGUUCCAUGUAGGAGAGACUGCCAGGUGUCCCACUGGUCGCGCUGGGGACCGUGCUCCUUCACCAACAAGAAGAAUUUCUACGAACAAAAAGGUUACAGGAUACGCGAACGUAGCAUCAUUGUAAACCCGAGCAAUGGAGGGCGUCCAUGUCCGCACUUGCAAGAAAGAGACGCUUGUUUUGAGAUCGAGCUGUUCAACUGGCAAUACGGUAGCUGGGGAAACUGCACACUUCAAGACCCCCAAGCAACCUGUGGACCGGGAAAUCGCACGAGAAACAAGACAUGUGUCAAACUGAGUGGUGCUCAUUUGGAUGACUAUGUGUGCGACCGACAUCAUCACGCUUUUGUGAGCGAAUUCUGUCGCAUUCCCUGUCCUGACGACUGUGUGCUGUCCGAAUGGUCCGACUGGACAACAUGUUCUCUUCCCUGCACCGACAAAGACGAAGGACAACGUUCGCGGAACAGGACCUUUCUUGCUGUCGCAGGAACUGGUCGACCUUGUUGGGCGCUAACUGAAGAGAAAGACACUUGCAAUUCCUUUCUCUGUACUCCCGUUCGUUGGGUGGCAGAAGAUUGGGGUCCUUGUCUACCUCUUCAGGGUGGAGGAAGAUCAUGCGGACCUGGAAUACAGAGAAGAGAAGUGGUGUGCAUGGGGGAAAAUGGAAUUAUCAAAGAUCACAGGUGCAAAUAUCUUCAGAAACCAGAUACUGAGAAAAGCUGUCAUUUGCCUUGCCCAGUUGAUUGCGCAAUGACGAAUUUUUCGGACUGGUCAUCUUGUGAAGCUGAUUGUGAUAAAGAUGCCAUCCAGUACAAGCAUCGGUUUGUGAUUCAGUCUCCUAAAUAUGGAGGUAAACCAUGCCCGGGGGCCCUCUUAGAAGAAAGAUUGUGCACAAAAGCUCUGGAAACAGCCUGCCUGAGACAGAGGAGCAACGCCAAACCAGCUUACCAAUGGAAUACAAGUUCAUGGAGCGAGUGUCGGAUUCCGGCCAAAAACCAGAGUUGUGGAAUGGGUUUUCAAGUUAGAAAUGUUAGCUGUUUGGAUGAGAACGAUCGAGAAGUUGAACCACAUUAUUGCCUCACAGAAAUCGCAGGAAAUACAACGUUCGUGCCCUCUGCUUUGAGGUCAUGCGAGAUCACCUGUUCUACGGGGUGCGUGCUGACCACUUGGAGUGCCUGGUCACCUUGUGGCUAUUCUUACGAUUCCAGACGAUUUCGGCGCAGGGAGCUCGUAGAUUCUUUAUGGACAAAUAACGAUUGUACGGCUACUUUCAAGUUGGUAGAAGAAGAAAAAUGUCCGGGAAUUCCAGAUUCUUCCGGACAGAGUGAGAAUCAUUGGCUAUCUUGUAUUGUGGAAGAAUCCAACGUGACAACUGUUAAUGGACAGAGACUGAAACACGACUGUGGUAGAGGAUACAGGUACAAGUUUGACAUGCAAGUCAAUGCCGAAACUGGAACUGGCCCAGGUUUGCAAAGAGACAUGUGCUUCGUGGACUGCCCAUUGGAUUGCCAAAUGUCCGAAUGGUCAGAGUGGAGCGAAUGUAACGUUCCUUGUGGCCGAGGGUUCAGGGAGAGACGAAGAGAAAUUCUUGUGCCUGCAAAUGCCCUUGGACGACCUUGCCCAGAAACAAUUAACAACACAGAGAUCCAAAAGGACGAGUGCCAUAUCAUUUGUGCAAAUUUUCACUGGCUGGCAGGAGGGUGGAGCAGAUGUAUCCUCAACAAUACAGAAGCAGACUGCGGGGAUGGGAUGCAGUAUAGAUCUGUGAGGUGCCUCGAUAAAUGGACAGAAGAAGAAGUGGAAGAUUCCAAGUGUGACCCACUGUUGAAACCAUCUUCCAUAUCUUCAUGCCGGCUGCACUGCCCAGGAGAGUGCGUCGUUUCACCGUGGACCAUCACAAAGAAAUGCUCAGAACCUUGUUCGAAGGAGAAUUACUUGGAAAUGAGAAGAACUGUGUUGAGACAGCCCAACUCCACCGCUGACCCCUGCCCACCGCUCGUCUUCCGCACUCACUGCAUCUUGAAUGAGACGUGCCAUGAGCACGAUUUCGUCCCUCAGCCCUGGGGAUCCUGCGUGUUGGCGGAAGGGGCGCUGUGCGGAGAGGGCGUCCAGAAAAGACCCGCUCAGUGUAUGAGGAGCGACGGGAGGCAAGUGGACGCUGUGCAGUGUGAGAAAAAUCACAAGUCCCUUUCAUCGAAUGAGCCCAUGUCUAAGCCAUGCUACAUUGAUUGUCCAGUCGAUUGUGUGCUGUCCGAAUGGUCUGCUUGGAAUGAAAGUUCCUGUUCACCUUGCGGUCAACCUGGAGUGAUGACACGAACGCGUUGCGUUCUACAGAAACCCAGUGACGCCGGUCAACCUUGCUCGCCAGAAUUAGAGCAAAAGAAGCCCUGUCCUUUCAAGGCAUGUUACCACUGGAAACAUUCAGAAUGGUCUCCUUGUGAUCUGGAGUAUGGCGAUUGUGGAUAUGGUGUCCGUCGACGUCUCGUCGAAUGCAUUCGUUACGAUGGGCUUCAAGUAGACAAGAUGUUCUGUCUUACCCUCAAUCUCACCUUCCCGACGGACAAUUGGCUUGAUCCCUCGUGGCUAAUUUUGGCGCAAGAAGACAGCCAAGAAGAGCAAAUGUGUCACAUUCCUUGUCCUGGUGAUUGUGUUGUCAGUGAGUGGAGUCCAUGGAGUCACUGUCACAGAAACUGUAGAAUUGGACAAAAAGUUGGUUACCAGACAAGCUCAAGAAAAAUUCUGUUCUCCUCGAGCCAAGAAUCCAAUUCAUGUCCCAUUAAACUCUGGAGGACGAGACCUUGUUGGAGCAAUGAUUGCAACUUUUUCCGAUGGAGAUUGAAAAAUGCAUCGUUAAUUUGUGAAGGAAGAGAUGGAACUAUUGUUGAAGCAGCUGGUUGUAUUGCAGAAUCUCCUCCUUGUGAAUACUGGUGCAAUAAGCUGGGCGGCACGUGCAACGCGUCCACGGGGCUCUGCCGCUGCACUGCCAAUGGCGCAUUUCAGGGGGCUCUCCUGCCGGGUCCUUCGUCCUCCCCUUGCUCCCCCACGGGAAAGGGCCCUCACCCUCCAGCCAAUCAUUCCGCUCCAACUUCUGAGAUUCGCCUCAUGUAUUAUCCAGAUGACAGUCAGGUUAGUUUCUGGAUGUACGCUAUGAUUUCCAUUGGCACAGCUUUCGUUAUUUUCGUGGCGGUUACAGUUUACCUCAUGUGUCGUUCGAGUCUUCGCCAGAGGUCAGUUAGCGUGGAGCGGCAGCCCAGCGUGCGGAGAAGGGUCAACGCGUCCAGGCAAAUCAGUGACCACUGUAACACCGACGGACUCCCCAACAGCACCGGAAAUAACUGCACCCAUCACAACUGACCAGCCACCGAUCUGCAUUCGUUUAAUAAAGCAUAUCAUCAUACUACUCGAUAUUUAUUUGUGUUUUUUUGCUUCCAGUUGCAAAGAUAUUAUACAAUGGAAACUUUACCAUGAAUUCUUUAUGCGGUACAAAGAUAUUGAGAACUGAAAUAUUCUUUCGCUCCAUAUUUCUGACUAAUAAGUGAGGGAUAAAAUCUAUGGCAUAUCGUUUGUUUCAGCUCCAAAUAAGGAUAUAACUGAUACCAACUGAAUUUUAAGCUGAAGUAUUGCUUCAAGACAAUGUAUGAAAGAAAAAAAAAACUAUGGCGCAUGUUUUGGUUUGGCUCCGACCAGGACAAUAUUGGGUGACAAUUGGAUAUCGUUCAAAUCAUUUUUAUUUUGAUGUAUUUCAACUAUAAAAUCCUAAGCAGAACCCAAAUAUCAUUGCUGUGGAAUCCAUGGACAAUGGGCAUUUAGUGGACAGUAUACUCGAUAUUGCAUACAACUAAAUCACGAUGGAAUGAUAAAGAGAAUCUGAAGAUUAAAAUAAAGAACUAGGUCAAUUAAACGUCUCUCAUUUUAACCCUUUCAACACUGAACCUCCCCAAUCGGCCGUACAUAUUCUAUACUAAAGAGCCCGUUUCUGUUUCAAACCAGGAUUGCAGGAUAUAAAACAAGUUAUCACCAAGGAUGUCUUCGCUUUUUAUCCUGCGCCCCUCGUUUUAAACAGGAACUGCCAAGGCAAUAUAGAAUUUGCAUAAACGAUCAGGCGGUUUGGUAGUGAAAGGGUUAAAAUAUGGACAGAAUAUCGAUUUGUGUUGUUUAAUAUUAAAUUCAAAAUACACUAAUUACUUUCUCAAAUCAUAAAUGGCAUAUAUAGAAUUAUUAAUUGGGCCUAACUAUACACACUUUUUACCGAGCUGUUAAUUUGAAUUUCCACUUGCUGUAGUUUCAUUACAUACUUAAAAAGGAGGAACCAUUAUGUUUUAUUUGGAAACAAUGGGAACAUCUCAAGAAUGCUCCAAAAAUGUAUCUGCUGUACUUUUAUAUCAUCCUUCUCGUAGCAACAACGAGUUUGUAUCUAGUUUGUUUUUACUAUGAAAACAUCUCAAGAAUGUCCCAAAAAUGUGUAUCCUUCACUUAUUACUAAUUAAAAUUUUCUAUCAGCAUUCCUAAUAUAACUAAGAUGAAAAAAGUCAUUAAUUUGCAUUGACUCGAAAUUUAAUAUAAAAAUUGCAUUAUCUGAAGUUUGGAGAAAUUGUUUUGGAUUAGAAUGCUCAUUAUUAAGCUAUCUGGAUUAAUUAAUUAAUGAAGUUGAAAAAAUGUGAUUUCUUACUUCUACAAAAUGCUUCAGAUAUGAAAAUUGCUCGAGGUAUUCAAACAUCUCUGAUCCAAAAUACCGGAAAUUUUUUUGUUCCAUAUUUACAGGCGUUGUAUUCUUUCUUUUAAAUAGCAGUGAUUUUUUUUAGUAAUGUUGAUAUAUAAAAUACUUAAAGCCAUGCUCUAUGCAAGGAUUUAUUUUUGUAUCUUUCAUUUUUGCCUUUUUAUAAGAAACACUGAAUAAUUUGAUUAUUAUUUAAUAAAAUAAUUGACUCGUUGCAUUUUUAACGCAAAAUGAGUAAGAGAAAUUUUACUAACGAAGACUGGCAUAGCACAUUGAAUUUUUGAUUCAUUUAACAUAAAAAUAAGAGUUGAAAACAAUAACUGCUUGUAUCAAUUUAUAUGAUUUUAACUGAAAAAUAAUCGCACUAUGUGAAAUUAAAUUAAA
This is a messenger RNA of Argiope bruennichi, 6811 nucleotides long. RefSeq names its product thrombospondin type-1 domain-containing protein 7A-like. Lineage: Eukaryota; Metazoa; Arthropoda; Arachnida; Araneae; Araneidae. The transcript is spliced from 32 exons. The record is from RefSeq and is a predicted model, not a curated record. The coding region runs from base 391 to 5064 and encodes 1557 amino acids.